AGACCAUUCCUCGCUUUGACGACUUGCAGUUUUUUCAACAUUUUCGCUUAAAAAAAAAGAGUUUUGAAGAAUUAAACCUGCUUUUAAACAACGAGCACGCCUCUUAUCUGAACGUUCAUCCUGGGCAGCCGAUGAUUUUGCUGGAAAAGCAAAUAUUAACAACAUUGUGGUACUUGGCCUACACUGAAUGCUUUAGAUCAAUAGCUGAUCGAUUUGAUGUAUCUCAUAAAACUACUUGGAAGGCUGUAUUCUUUAUUUGCAAAUAUUUGCUUAGAAUAAACCGAGCUCAUAAUAUAAUAGCUUGGCCGACACCAAAUGAAGCAGAACGCACUGCCUCUUUUUUCGAGGAAAAACCAAGGUUCCCAGGCGUUAUCGGAUGUGUAGAUGGCAGCCACAUUCCUAUUGCGAAGCCUACGCGCUAUCCGAAUUCUUAUAUUAACCGGAAAAAAUACCAUUCGGUGCUACUACCAGGCAUUUGUAAUGAAAAAUUGGAAUUUAUAGACUGCUAUGCCGGUGAAGCUGGAUCUAUACACGAUUCAUGCCUUUUCCGCAGGUCAAAAGUGUAUAAGAAGAUUAUUGACGGUAUUUAA
Messenger RNA from Rhagoletis zephyria (snowberry fruit fly), 590 nucleotides. RefSeq names its product putative nuclease HARBI1. The record is from RefSeq and is a predicted model, not a curated record. NCBI's taxonomy places the organism in Eukaryota, Metazoa, Arthropoda, Insecta, Diptera, Tephritidae.